AUGCUGACUCAUUUACUAACGGCCAACCUUUCACAGACCAGGAUCUCAAUAACAUAUGGCUCUAACACGAAAAAGGACAACAGUGAUAAGAUAUCCAAGCACAAGGCUGAGAGCUUUGUAAGCUUCAAAGUGUUUGAUCCCACCUCCGGGGUAUUAUACAAGCUUAAGACGCAUAAGGUUAAAGAUCUGUCUAGAGUGCUGACUGCGCUUGGGCCUCAUGGUGUUGUGAUAACACAUGGAGACAAGAAUGGUAAGAACAGUAAGAAAAGUAAGAAACAGGUAGACAAUUCAGGUGAUGUUGAGACGAGCCAUGAGACCAAAUCAUCAAAGCUCAGAGGGUUUUCAAGUGUACUUGCCAAUGCAGAGAUUGAAGAGGAACCCGUUGAGCCUGUAAAGGAAACACCAAAGGAACAAGCAACUACAAAGACCGCUCCAGCCAAGAAGGGCAAGAAGAAGAAAGGUAAACGUUAG
Molecule: messenger RNA, 471 nt
Organism: Williopsis jadinii
Lineage: Eukaryota; Fungi; Ascomycota; Saccharomycetes; Phaffomycetales; Wickerhamomycetaceae
Gene: SRP21
Product: signal recognition particle subunit SRP21
Exons: 1
Coding region: 1-471 (156 amino acids)
Source: RefSeq, a predicted model, not a curated record